UCUCUUGUAUAUCAGGUGCACAGGUGGUAUCUCUUUCACUCAAGACAUACUGUAGAUACAUGCUUUUGUAAGAGUACGAUUGUCACCGUUUUAUGAAUGUAUAAAACAGGCAACUAAGAAUUGUGAUGUGUUAUUUGUCAGUGUUACUCCAUACGGUGAUAUGGAUGCCCCACAGCAGAAUCUUGAAGGCUUCAUUACGACUUUUGGUGUAGCUCAAGCUGUUGGAGCAUUGACUGUUAUCUUGGUGACUGUUUGGGCUGGACAUUAUCGUGGAGGUUUUGCAUGGCGCUCCAAUGUUGACCUUGAAUUCAACUGGCAUCCUGUCCUUAUGACGUUCGGAAUGAUAUUUUUGUAUGCAAAUUCUAUUAUGAUUUACCGAGCAUUUCGAAACAAUCGCAAGCGCCGAUUGAAGGUAGCACAUAUGCUGAUACAUGUUAUUGCCUUCAUACUUGUCGUCAUUGGUCUUGUAGCAGUAUUUGAUUCUCAUAACCUCAAGGAGCCACCAAUUCCAAACCUGUAUACGUUGCACAGUUGGAUAGGUCUUUCAGCUGUCAUUUUGUUUGCUUGUCAGUGGGCUUCUGGAUUUGUCACAUUCUUCUUCCCUGGGCUUCAGUCACCUCUACGAGCAACAUACAUGCCUGUACAUGUGUUCUUUGGUCUCGCAGGCUUCAUUGCAGCUGUGAUAGCUGCUCUUCUAGGUUUAACAGAGAAAGUUUUAUGGACUUUAAAUACGAAUUAUGCUAAACUGCCUGCUGAGGGAAUUUUGAUAAACUUUAUUGGAGUACUGCUGGUUGCAUUUGCUGGUCUUGUGAUGUACCUUGUAACUGAACCUAGAUUCAAGAGGCAACCUCUGCCUGAAGAUGAGAUGCUGCUAACAUCUGGUCGAGAGUAACAUUAUUUGCAGAUAAACCCAGACAACAUAAGCUGUAUCUCUAAAGAAACCUUGCUUUUGUUAUUUGUACUUAUCGUAAUGUGUGUAAGCAUAAUGAGUUUUAUAGUUACAUAUGUUGAAAAUAGUGGAAGUACAGAUGUAUGGUAUUACAGUCUUGAAAAUUCAUGAUAACUGAGAGGAGAGGGGACUCAAUAAAAGAAUGCUUAUAAGUCAAAAUUAUCAUAAUUUAAAUUCAUGCAUUUCAUAACAAACUUUUCAAGCUAUCACUGCAGUUGUAAUUUUAAUGAAUAUGCAUGCAGUAGUGACACAGUAUACUGCCAUCAUCCAAGGAAGGUUUCUGUCUAUACCUCCCACUCUAGUUUUCCAUAUUCCCUGAUGACUGGUCACAGAAUGUGAAGGAUGCCAUAACACAUGUUGCUAGAUACAUAUACUGGAAUGUGUGGCAACAUACAACAUUUUGGAACUUCAUAAAUCUGAUCUGAAGCUUAGUCCAACUGAUGAGGGUGCUGUGUAGUUACUUCUCAGAUCAUUCAUUAUGUAUGAGAGUCAGUAUAUUUGCAUUUAUAUUAUGGAAUAACUACAUAAUACUGUGCCUAGUAAAUUGAUUCUGAAUGGAUUCAUUAUGACUUUUCCAUUUGUGAUAAUCAUUAUGGAUACUUUGAAUUAUUUUGCUUUUUGAGAUGUACCUGUAUAUGCACAAUUCCACGCAUAUAUUUCUGUUAUUAGGCAUGUAUAAGUAUGCAGAGAGAGACUGAUAAACUUUUUUCAUCUUCAAAAAUGGAUGAACCUGGCCACAGUAGAGGGUAGCAUCCAACAAGAGGUUAUCAUAUAAAAUUAUCUGGCAGCAUGAAAAGGGAAGUUUUGCGCACAAUAAUGGCAUAAGUAUCUCCAUCCUUUGAAGACUGAAGGACUGGGAAAUAUACACUUCUGAAGACUGUAGAUGCCUUUGUAAGGUUUAUAUACUGUUUUUAGCAGGAAUCUCAUUUUGCCUUGUUUUGCUGUAACUUCUGCAACAGUAAUAUUUACAUGUCCAAAAACGAUUAAUAAAUCCUCAUAGUUCAUACACAUCCCAAAUUAUAUGAAAAUAAAUGACAAGAUUUGUGCAGUAGACUUAAUUUUUAUACCACUUUUAUGUAGGUCUUGGAAGAAUUAAUAUAUUUAAGUACAAGAGUAAGGUAAGAGUUUUCUUAUACCUCAUAUAUAAUGAUUAUGAUAAUUAGAUAAAGGUAAAAAAGAUACAGCAUAUAUCCUUAAUUGAGCAUCAUUCCAUGAAGAUGGAUGAGUGAGUGGAGGUACAGUUUGAUGCAUUCUUAACCUCUGCACAAUAUGGUGGUGAGAUGUCACCUUCUUGCCUAACUACUUUACCCCUGGGGAAAUGACCACCAGUACACACUGGAUAGGAAGCUGGUUGGGUCCCUCAGCUGGUCUGGAACUGUAGGAAAGGGAAACAUUCUCUUUCCCAUGCCAGAAAUUGAACCAUGAUUUCUCAGUCAUCUGGCCUGUAGUCUAAUUGCUAUACCAACUGAGCUAUCCCAUCUCCCCUUAUGAUAAUUUCACAUGUAAUAUUCUCUGUUGGGUGGACAUUCAAUUCUGACAAGUACUAUACUUUCUAUGGCCAUAUAUAAAAUUAUAUUUUUGUACUUAUUAAUUCAGUUCCGUGGCUUCUGCCAUAGUCCACCGUUCCUGUGACACCUGAACCAACUGGCCUAUGAAACAUCUGUGGGUAUUUAUAUAACAGAAUUAUUACGUAUUUUGAAAAAUUCUUACCGUGAUUUCCGCUUUCUUAAAGAGAACCAUGUGUAAAAAUGACUUGUUUCACUUUCACACAAGGCACACCUCAAUCUUUUUUUAUAAGAGAAUGAAGCUUAUAGAGACAUAUUUUGUCAUUCUAUUGUGGCAGCAAAAUGAAUUAAAAAUUGUCUGUCUCUUCAGGUGAUCACAUUAAUAUUCUGAGCUUCUAAUCCCUAAAUGGUAAAUACUUUCCAGUCCUACUUAAUGCUUGAUCCUGUCACAUCGUCAGGAAAUUUGAGAAAAGAUGAUAUUUUUGCUAAAAUAUAUUUGAAAUUGCAUUAUUAUAUUUUUUUUUUUUAAUUGAAAAUAUACUUUUUUAUUUUUUGUGCUUGCAUCCAUGCAUACUUCUAGCAAGUCAGCAAGAUUUAAUAUAGAAAUUGAAAAUAUUCUGUAAACAUAAAAAUUAGUUCUAGGGCCCAGCCUUUUAAAACAACUAAUAGUGUGAUUUCAAACUUUUUUUUUCCACUGCAUUUCCUAGCUUUCUAAAGUUUUGAAAUCUAUUAAGGCAUAGGUACUCAGACUGUGACCUAAAAUAAUACAUAAAUGUAUAUGACUGCCCACAGUUAAAGGUACUGAUGUCACUGGGAUUAAUGAAAUAGAACUCCUCUAAAAGCACUAUGUUAAAUCUUGCUAACUUGCUAGAAGUAUGCAUGGAUGCAAGCACAAUGUAAAUAAUUCUUGAGUGACCCUGAUUGCAGUAAGUUGUAACACCCUGGAUGGUCAUGGCCCACUGUUUGAGAAACAAUGUAUUAAGGAACGAAAGUGCUUACUGUAGGUAUUUAUUACAUUAAUGUGUACAUUGUUAAUAUGUACUUAUAUAUACAAAAAUAUAUAUAAGGGGCCAGGACACCUCAGUCAGUAUAGUCACUGGGUUGUGGGCUGGACAACCAAGGAAUUGGCAUUCAAUUCAUGGCACAGGCAUGAGAUUUUUUCUUCCACAACAUCCAUACUGGCUCUAGAACACACCAUGCCUGCUCUUCAGUGGAUAUUGGGGACCCUUUUCCCAGGGAUAAAAUGGCUGUUACAUAAAGCUCACCAUUCUCCUCUUUGUAGUUCUGAGGUUAAGGAUGCAUGGAGCUACACCUUCACUCUCCCAUGGGUCUUCAUGAUAUGGUGAUUAAUUAAGCACAGGGACAACUUUAUCUUUUUAUAAAAAUCUGAAAUGAAUAAGUAUCACCAAACAUUUCCUGCACUCUGCAUGUACUGAUUUUAAGAUGCUGGUAAUUCUGAUUAUUGUGAGAAAAAGUUGUAUUACUGGAGCUGAGGAUGUGAUGUAAUUCACUUAUUAGAUGAAGAAUGUAACUUUUUAGGUGAUUGUAUAAUUUAACUAUGAAACACAAAAUCCAUAUAUAGUGCAUACAAAAUGAUAUUUUGCACUUCUCAACAAUGCCUGUGUGUUUGUCAAGAUGAAUAUAUUUUGACACCAUAUUAUAGCAAGCUGUUAAAUUAGUAAACAAGUUAGAAUUUUUGUGAAGAACUUUGAAUGUGCUUCAUGGUGUAUAUGAAAUGAUAUUCUAAUGAUGCUUUUCUUGUGGACCUUAAUAAGCUUAGUUAUGGCAUUCUGAAAGGGCUUCAUUAUGCUUACAAUAAAGGGUUAAAUGAACUGAUUCAUGAAUUAUCACUGUAGUAGAAAAGUUUAUGUAUGUAUAAUCAGUAAUGUGUUGGAUAUGUAUUAAAAUAUUUAAUGUA
Cryptotermes secundus is the source of this 4372-nucleotide messenger RNA. RefSeq names its product cytochrome b561. The record is from RefSeq and is a predicted model, not a curated record. The coding region runs from base 161 to 892 and encodes 243 amino acids. The transcript has 5 exons. NCBI's taxonomy places the organism in Eukaryota, Metazoa, Arthropoda, Insecta, Blattodea, Kalotermitidae. Gene Ontology annotation, molecular function: oxidoreductase activity.